AAAAAAGAAGAAGAAGAAGCAAAAAGGGUCUUUUCUCUCUAGCUCUCUCUCUCUCUCUCUCUAUCUCUCUCUCGCCGCCGCUCCUCGUCGACCACCAUGAGCCGCCGUCGCGCCGCUCCUCGUCCUUUCCGCAAGCAUGGCCGCGGAUUCCAACCCGACGGCAUCGACUCCGACAUCACCGCGAGCCACCGAGCUCGCCGUCCUCGACGCGAAGCCGCGCCACCCGCGGCCGAUCCGCGGACUCCACCGAGAUCGCCAUCCUCGACUCGAAGCCGCGCCGCCCGCAGCCGAUCCGCGGACUCCACUGCUGCCGUCCUCGACUCAAAGCCGCGCCACCCGCGGCCGAUCUGCCUGAAGCGCCUCCGCCGAGCUCCACCGAGCCUCGCCGCAUCCCCACCGAGGAGGUGGACCUCUCCGGCGACGACCAGCGCUUCGUCUACCACAUGCUCGCCUUCUUCGCCGCCUCCGACAGCAUCGCCUUCGGGAACCUCGCCUCCUGCUUCAUGUCUGAGGUCCAAGUCGUCAAGGCCUGCGCCUUCUACGGCUUCCAGAUCGUGAUCGAGAACAUCCACUUCGAGAUGUACUCUCUCCUCCUCGAGACCUACAUCCGCUACGCCGCUCUCGAACCGCCUGCUCCGAGGUCGUCUACUCCGAGGUCGCCUGCUCCGAGGCCGCCCGCUGCUGCUCCGAGGCCGCCUGCUCCGCACACCAGGUGUUCGAUUUAAGUCCGCAACGAGCAGAGCUUCUUUUCGGGCAGCAGUCGCUGCAUCCCGCGCACCGCCAGCGGAUCCUUGAUCCCCCACGACGAAAGAGGCCACCAAGAACACCCUCGCCUGCAACUUGCUCGUCGCGGGCAACGACGCCAAGUUGGUCGACACCUCGCCGACUCCUGUUCUGCCAAAGCCGUCCGAGCCUCACUGACUCCUGCGUCGCCGAAGCCGCGAGGUUCGGGAUCGGAGUGAUAGUGGCGCUCCUCAACGAGCUCUUUGCUGCAGCCGCGUCGUGCUCGGGCCACGUAUUUGAGUUGGUACAGAGCAUUAGGGUGGCAAAAUACUCCGCGGCCGUGGGCAACGAAGUGUUCGUGAGCCCGAUUAGCAACUUCACCGCGCUUCUUGUUUUGGCGAUGACCAACGUCCAUGCCGCGCUCGCAUGCUUCGACGACGCCGUCAUCGGCAGUGAUCAUCGUAUGUGAGGUGGUGCUAUUCGAGCACUUGUUGCAGAUGCUGCAGAAUGGCGACGAAUUGAAGCCUGACGACCUCGCCCAUCAAUUGUUGGAUGAAAUGCCCUUGGUUAAAGCCAUGUAAUUGAGCAAUAAAUUAUAAAUUUUCUUUUGUCCAA
This is a messenger RNA of Ananas comosus (pineapple), 1338 nucleotides long. RefSeq names its product proline-rich receptor-like protein kinase PERK8. The coding region runs from base 97 to 558 and encodes 153 amino acids. The transcript has a single exon. The record is from RefSeq and is a predicted model, not a curated record. NCBI's taxonomy places the organism in Eukaryota, Viridiplantae, Streptophyta, Magnoliopsida, Poales, Bromeliaceae.